Ceratitis capitata (Mediterranean fruit fly) is the source of this 2991-nucleotide messenger RNA. RefSeq names its product probable cytochrome P450 303a1 (gene Cyp303a1). Gene Ontology annotation, molecular function: heme binding; iron ion binding; monooxygenase activity. Lineage: Eukaryota; Metazoa; Arthropoda; Insecta; Diptera; Tephritidae. Bases 1390 to 2898 code for a protein of 502 amino acids. The transcript has 2 exons. The record is from RefSeq and is a predicted model, not a curated record.
UUAAGCUAAAUUUUUGAACUGCGGUCGCACCUCGGAGUGUAUUUCUGACAUGAAUGAAGCUCCUUAUAAAAAAACACCAUCAGCCAUUUGGAGACGGCUAAUGUAAACUGUGGGUCCCUCCAUAUGUUGGAAAAACAUCAAGACUCAAUACCACAGCGGCUACAAAGCGCCAAUUAUUAUGUAAUUUUGAUAAGAUACAUUGAAGUUAGGAAGGAAAAAUUUUUAUAAUCGUCGUUAAUUCUUCGAAAAUACAAAAUGCAUCUUCCAAUGUGAUAAAAAUAUUGAACAAACUAGCGCAGAAACCAAUUGGAUGAAGUGGAGCAUAAGUUUUCAAUUGGUCUUAAGCGAAAAAUGCUUUUCGUUGUAUUUUCGUUUGAUAUAUUUUACAGGAACGAAAAGAGAAGUUUUCUAAAUUUCAAUUUUAAAAUUCAACUAAACAGCGCAAAAAGCAGCUAAGUCCAACUGAAACGAACCUAAAAUGGCAACUCUGGUAAGAAGUGGAAGGAUCUCAAAACAUGUUUGCUUUGCACAGCAUAAAACUAACUUUUUACGCGAAAUGUGAGUCCUGCGGAGGGAAAUGAACUUACUGCUGCUCGCCGAUUGACAUUUACAGCCCGUUGGGCAAGCAAAUAAAAUCGAUGGCAACAACAGGAACAGGAGCAGAAGGCAAAACAUUUACAUAUUUGCAAAUAUACAAAGUUAUACUAAUCAAUAUAGAGAAUAUCAACGUUUAGUAAGAGCAAGCCGAUGUUAAAUUUGAUUUAUCGCUUAUAUUUAACCUAUUAAUUUAUUUUGUAUUGUUUUUUUUUUCAAAGUUAUAUGAAGCAAACUAAAUUCAGGUUAUAACCGUUAUAUUUGAAACUCCAGGUGCUUUUAGACUAGGAAUGAUUUUAAUUUAAAAUAACGUUUUGAGGUUAACAGCUUUCUCAGGUACAAUCAAAACGGUAAAACACGUCUUUAAGUCUUUGUCUAAGACUCCGGACUCUUAAGCAAAUUAUUAAAACGAUACUGAGCUUCAAUGGAAAUUUCUUCAAUGCUGUUAUUUAUAUAUAUACGAGUACAUAUGUAUGUAUGUACACAAAAGCACGAUCAACACUUGCUCCAAGUAAAUAUUGUUCGCCUGACCCACUAUAAAUUAUGACGCAACUCUCGCGAAAACUUCAGUUACUUAAAACCCAAAGACUCGGUUGGAUGGUUGAUUGCGGAAUUACUACACGGCUAAAAGAAAAUUCCAAAAACAAUAAAAAGCUUUUAAGUGUGCCUGCGCUGCAUCAGUGUAGCAUUUCAGUGGUGAGGCGACGUGAAAAGCCAACAACAAAUCGAAGUAUUAAAAGUGAAAACGAGUUUAACUUUCUCAGCCCGGAAGUGAUUUUACACUGGUGGCGCUAAAUGUUUUACACAGUUAUAUUUUUUAGCGCUCUGGUUUUACUCUUUCUCUUCUGGGAUGUAAAGAAACCUUCGAAAUUUCCGCCUGGACCAAAAUGGUAUCCAAUUGUCGGCUGUGCGCUGCAGAUCUCCGAAUUGCGUAGGAAAUGUGGCAUGUUUUGCAAAGUAGUUGAUGAAUUGGCCAAAUUCUAUAUAAAUCCAUAUGGCUUAUAUGGUCUCAAGAUUGGUAGAGAUAAGCUUGUGAUCGCAUAUUACAGCGACACCAUAAACGAAAUGAUGACCAACGAAGAUCUCGAUGGCAAGCCGAAUGGUAUAUUCUAUCGAAUGCGUACAUUUAAUUCGAAGAAGGGUAUUUUGGUCACCGAUGAAGACCUAUGGUUGGAUCAACGACGCUUCAUUCUGCGUCAUCUAAAAGAUUUCGGAUUUUCGCGUGCUGGCAUGGUGAACAUUAUACAAAAUGAAGCCAGCUAUUUGUUGGAGGAACUGAAGGAAGUUGUGGCCGAACAGGGUGGCAAACGGGCGGAAGUGUCGAUGCACGACUUGUUCAAGGUAAAUGUGCUCAAUACAUUAUGGUCCAUGAUGGCUAGCAAACGGUACGACCGGAAGAGCGAAGAAAUAACCGACCUUUUAACUAUGUUUUUUGAGCUUUUCCAAAACGUGGAUAUGGUGGGAGCGCUAUUCAGUCACUUCCCUCUAAUAAGAUUCAUCGCACCAAACUAUUCCGGCUACAACGCUUUUGUGGAAAAUCAUCAACGUAUUUACGCCUUUUUGCGCAAGGAAGUCGACAACCAUCGCAAAACAUAUACAAAUCAUGAUAUGCCGCGCGAUCUAAUGGAUAGCUAUUUGCGGGAAUUGGACAAUCCAAAGCGCGGUGAGUUUUUCAGUGAGGAGCAAUUGUUAGCUGUGUGCCUGGAUAUGUUUUUAGCUGGCUCGGAAACCACCAAUAAAAGUUUGGGUUUUGCUUUUUUACACAUGGUGCGUAACCCAGAAAUACAGGAGAAGGCUUUCGCUGAGAUAAGAGAAAUGAUUGGUCUUGAUCGAUUGCCAGAGUGGAGUGAUCGUGCCAAGCUACCCUACUGUGAAUCUAUUGUCUUGGAGGCUGUACGUAUGUUUAUGGGCAAUACCUUUGGUAUACCACAUCGUGCUCUACGCGACACUCGGCUCAGCGGUUUUAAUAUUCCUAAAGACACGAUGGUAAUCGCCUGUUUCCGAGGAAUGCUUAUGAAUUCUCAUGACUUUCCAGAUCCAGGCAAAUUUGAUCCAGAACGUUAUUUAAUGGGUGGAAAAUUAAAAAUUCCGGAGGCUUACAAUCCAUUUGGCUUCGGACGGCAUCGUUGUAUGGGUGAUAUAUUGGGGAAGCAAAACCUUUUCAUGUUCAUAACGACGGUGUUGCAACACUUUCGAUUCGUGUCUCUGCCGGGAGAAAUCCCUGACGAAGAGCCUUUGGACGGCGCUACCGCAGCCGUAAAACCUUUUAAAGCUUAUAUUGUGCCGAGGCAAGCGCGAAUGUAAACGUUAUAUAAAAGCCGGCUUAUAUCACUCUGGAUACGCACGUUCGAGUAUAUAUAAGCAAUAUGUUUUGGAAUAAUUUUAAGUAAGAGCAGA